This is a messenger RNA of Zasmidium cellare ATCC 36951, 1554 nucleotides long. RefSeq lists its product as uncharacterized. The transcript has 5 exons. The coding region runs from base 1 to 1554 and encodes 517 amino acids. The record is from RefSeq and is a predicted model, not a curated record. Gene Ontology annotation, molecular function: heme binding; iron ion binding; monooxygenase activity. Lineage: Eukaryota; Fungi; Ascomycota; Dothideomycetes; Mycosphaerellales; Mycosphaerellaceae.
AUGGAGUCCUCCAAUCUUCAACAGCUUGUGAACGUCAGCCCGACCGGGCCUCUCAUACUGUUGCUUGCUGUGGCGCCGCUGGUCUACAUCUCCUACACCGUCAUAUACAGCUUAUACUUUUCGCCACUGUCCAAGUUUCCAGGUCCUAAGCUGUGGGCAUGUUCGGAACUCUUCUACCAACGAGCCAUUGUGAAAGGCACCGCUCACCAAGAAUUCCUUGAAUUCUUCAGUCAAUAUGGUCCCGUUGUCCGCAUCACGCCUAAGGAGCUCAUCUUUAGCUCUCCACAGGCCGUUCGCGAUAUCUAUGGCACACUUCAUGUGCAGAAGCAGCUGGGCGAAGACCACAUGAUAUCGACUCUGGAUCACAACGUGCACGCUCGUCAACGACGCAUGCUAAGCAGUGCCUUCAGUGAACGUUCUGUGCGAGAACUAGAACCCGUACUCACGGAGCUCAUCGACAAGCUCAUUGCCGGGCUUCAAAAGGAGGGUGUCGUAGAAGGAAAGGACAUUGAUAUCAAACAAUGGGUCAACUACACCACGUUCGACAUCACUGGAUACCUCGUCUUCGGCGAAUCCUUCCACUGCCUCGACAACGCAGCAAUGCACCCUUGGGUGGCGUUCAUGACCGAUUCCAUCAAGGCGCAAGUCUUCAUGGGGAUAUUCCUGCGGUUGCCCGGGAUGAAACCCCUCAUGCCAUAUCUUACUCCCAAAAAAGUCGCCACUGCAUUGUCGGAGCAUCAGAGCCUGAGCUACAAUCGGCUAGAGCAAAGACUAGAGCAGGGUCAGAAGACCGAGAAAUCCGACCUCAUCGGCCUCCUCCUGAAAAACGGCAUCACUCAGAAAUCAGGCGGUUUCAGUUCAGGCGAAGACCACAUUAGUAAAGGCGAGCUACACGCCAACAGUACCAUCCUUAUCCUGGGCGGCUCCGAAACCUCCGCCACCCUUCUCAGCGGCGCCAUCUUCUUCCUCACCACGCACCCCUCGCACCUCACGCGCCUGACCAACCUCAUCCGCACCACCUUCGCCUCCCACACCUCCAUAACCUCGCUCUCCCUCACCCCCAACAAACUCCCCUACCUCCACGCCAUCCUCCAGGAGACCCUCCGCAUGUACCCACCGGGCGCCAACCAGUUCACCCGGCGCACACCCCCGGACGGGGCAGUCAUAGACGGCCACUUCGUCCCUCGCGACACGUACGUCGGCAUCCCGCAGUGGGCUUCGUAUCGCAACGAAGCGAAUUUCAAGCGAGCCGGAGAGUGGAUCCCCGAGCGCUGGAUGGGCGGAGAGGAAUGGGAAGGGGAUCAGAGGGAUGUUCUGCAGCCGUUUAGUCUGGGGCCGUAUUCAUGCAUCGGGGUUAAUCUCGCCUGGGCGGAAAUCCGCCUCAUCCUCUGUCGCUUGCUCUGGCAUUUCGAUUUCGAAGUCUUUGGGGGGCAGGAGAGGUGGUAUGAGGAUCAGAAGGUGUUUUUGGUGUGGGAGAAGCCCGAGUUGAGGGUUAGGCCGCCUGACUCAACCUUCUCCUCUUAUCCGCCGCCUCCUUCUCCCUCCGCGCCUUAG